This is a messenger RNA of Aureobasidium melanogenum CBS 110374, 474 nucleotides long. RefSeq lists its product as uncharacterized. The record is from RefSeq and is a predicted model, not a curated record. The transcript is spliced from 2 exons. Lineage: Eukaryota; Fungi; Ascomycota; Dothideomycetes; Dothideales; Saccotheciaceae. Bases 1 to 474 code for a protein of 157 amino acids.
AUGGCGCAAGAUAUAGCAUCUUCCAGUCUAUACAGAUCUCACCUGUCCCCGCCGACUGUCAGUAGCCUGCCUCCAGGACAGCCUGGUCCAACGGAUCAGACAGGCACGCUGAAGAGAAAACGGACUGAUGAAGAAAGUGCGGACACCACAAAGAGGGGUGGACCAGUGCUUGAGCUAUCCAACCUCGGCACAUCUAAGCUCAGCAGGAACGAUGAUUCGACUAGCGAGACAGCCAAGCUUGACAAAAGUUCUGAUAUGUUUAUCAAAUGUAGAUGGUUAGGAGAGAACUCGAUGUACCUCUUUUCUAUCAGUCUGAACGUCAACAUGGAUGAAACUAGUCUCUGGAACAAGAUUCGGGACAAACUGCACUGCUCGCUCAAUCAUGCUGCCGGAGUGGAGGUUUUGGACACUAUCAAAUUGCGUGGUGGAGCCCGGUGGACGAUUUCAUCUGCGCCAAAGAUUGAAAGCUCUUAG